AUGCUGGAGGCUGUGGAUUUUCUCACGGAAAUGCCUCCAAAGAAGCACUUUAAAUAUCAGAACUGUUCAGGCAAGCAAAAGGGGCGCUUUAGAAACAAACGUGGCGACUGGAGUAGAGGUGACCAAAUAGAAUAUCCGCCUCCUCAGAAAUUAUGUACCAGUGGUUCUACUUCAACUGAAACUUCCUCAAGUUCUGAAGAUACUGGUGAUAUUUCUAUUCCAACAGCUAUGUGGGAUUUGGGACAGUGCGAUCCCAAACGUUGCAGUGGACGGAAGUUAGUUAGACUGGGUGUUACGCGUUUACUUAAGAUCCACGAACCAUUUCAUGGAAUUGUCUUGACACCGACCGCAACACAGUAUCUUAAUCCAUCAGUUGAUCGUGAGAUCACUUCUCGAUGUGGUAUAGCUGUUGUUGAUUGCUCUUGGGCACAACUGGAUAAUACUCCAUUUCAAAAACUCAAGUAUCAUCAUGGUCGAUUGAUUCCAUAUCUUCUUGCUGUCAAUUCUGUGAAUUAUGGCCGUCCGUAUAAACUCAAUUGCGCAGAAGCCUUUGCUGCCUGUUUAUUCAUUCUAGGCUGGGAGAAUGAGGCCCGGCAUUUAAUGUCUAAAUUUUCCUACGGUCCAUCAUUCUUCGAGGUCAAUAAGGAGAUACUUGGUUUAUAUCAGUCAUGCAAAGACGAUGUUGAAAUUAUGGCUGUUCAAAAUAAAUAUAUCAGUGAUUUGGAGCAUCAUAAAAAUCGUAAACCUCAGAGCUAUUCAGAUAUUUAUGCUGAUCUUGAUGCGGAAUUGAUGACUGUAGGCGACAAAGAAAUUUCGAGGGACAAGGAGUGUUCCAAUGAUUUCGCUGUCUCAGGUAAUGACCGAGGUAGCUAUGAAACUUUUCAAUCGGAGUCUUUCGAAGACUUAUUCAUCUCCGAGGAAGCACAAGUUAAUCUAGAGCGUCAAUUAGCCACCCUUUGCACCGCAUUUGAGCAUAACAAACUUCAGAAGGAGGCCGGUCGAAAUUGGGACCGCUUUUACAAUCGUCACGGUGACAAAUUCUUCAAAGAUCGGCAUUGGACUCAAAGAGAAUUCAAAGACUUAGCCCAGAUAUCAGAGUGCGAGGACAUUCAGGUAACCAUUUUAGAAAUCGGUUGCGGAGUGGGGAAUUUCAUCUUUCCCCUAAUUGAGGACUUCAAUAAAAGUCGGGAGAAACCUGGUGAGAAUAAUUUAAACUACCUAUUGAUUGUGAGCAGCCGCAUUGAUUUACUUAAACUAACCUCUACUUCAGUGAUUUUCUACGCCUGUGAUAUUUCUCCUAAAGCGGUUGCCAAGGUGAUGGAAAAUUCGACAUUCAGCAGGGACUUCAGCUCGGCGUUUGUGUGUGAUGUUUCUCAGGAAGGAGCACUUGGAAUAGCCCUGAAAAAUGUCCCAAGACCCAACUUACUUGAACCUCUAAGAGAUACAGAUCCCUAUGUCACCUUUCAAAUCGCUACCAUGAUUUUUGUCCUUUCAGCUAUUCAUCCUGAUCAGAUGUCAACCUGUCUUAAAAAUGCCUAUGAUUCACUGCGACCAGGAGGAAAACUCAUACUGCGAGACUAUGGACUCUACGAUCACAGUCAAAUUCGUUUUGGUCGUGGUUCGCGUGUUCUGGCCGACCGACCGCUUUACCAUCGACAAGAUGGAACGUUUACCUACUUUUUCUCACUUGAAGAACUCACAACAUUGUUGAGUGAUGUCGGAUUUUCCGUAGAGCUUUGUACCUAUAUUUACAGGCGUACAGAAAAUCGUGCUGCUGGGCUUUCUGUUCGACGUGUAUUUAUCCAAGCGGUAGCUCAAAAACCUUUGUGA
Rodentolepis nana is the source of this 1830-nucleotide messenger RNA. Lineage: Eukaryota; Metazoa; Platyhelminthes; Cestoda; Cyclophyllidea; Hymenolepididae. The record is from the annotation of a GenBank genome assembly.